This is a messenger RNA of Bacillus rossius redtenbacheri, 4403 nucleotides long. RefSeq lists its product as uncharacterized. Lineage: Eukaryota; Metazoa; Arthropoda; Insecta; Phasmatodea; Bacillidae. Gene Ontology annotation, molecular function: DNA binding. Gene Ontology annotation, biological process: telomere maintenance. The coding region runs from base 134 to 3739 and encodes 1201 amino acids. The record is from RefSeq and is a predicted model, not a curated record. Gene Ontology annotation, cellular component: chromosome, telomeric region. The transcript has 14 exons.
UUUCCAACUUACUCUGGAUCACGGUCUAAGGCCGUGCUCUGGAUAGUGUUUUUCAUUUUGUAAAAAAUCUCAUUUAGGCGACGUCGAAUAUCUUAACAUUUGCUUAUAUCUUUGGAAAACUUUGUUUACAAAAAUGGUAGGGUGUGAUACUGUUAUUGACAUUGAAGAAAUAAAGUACAAUCAUUUUACAUAUGACUAUUUUAUUCAGUGCGUGAAAAAGUUAGGAUCAUGUUGUUCUCUGAAAGAAGCAUAUUUAGACACUAGUAAAUCAAAAAGUUCUAUUAUUGUGGGUGAAGUUGUGUCUGUGCUUGAAAAGGAGUCUUCAGAUGUUCUGAAAAUUGACAUUCAGGAAGCCACAUGCAAUGAUGAGCCUGGCAAGUUGUUUGGGUUGUUUGCAUUCAAACGAGCUGUUGGUGAACUUCUGAAUUUAAAACUGAAAAAGGGAGACUUUAUUGCCAUUCAAGGAGCAGUUAUAGAGGAGAGCCCUUGCUAUUUCAUCCCACCAGAAUACCACAAACUACAGGCACGAAUUCCAGAUGAACCUCACCUUCGGACCAAAGUAUUUUUCAUGAGAAGUGAUUCUGUGGCAGUCUGUCAAUCCCCUGGGAAGUCUGAGGUCAGAACCAUGCCGAAAUACAUUUAUCAAAAACUUUCUGAAAUCACUGCUCCGACGGUGUGUGCUCACAUUUUUGGGAUUGUUGUGCAGCUGAAGGAACCAGCUCGAACUUCUAAUGGUAGACUUAUGAUCAGAGUUGGUUUAAUUGAUGACACUGCUCAUUCAGUAACAAAGCCUUUUGAUCUCUACAUAUACUACAGUCAUGGUGAAGUCGCCCCGAAAAUAGAAAAACAUCAAGUCCUCAGGGCACAUCGUGUGAAGGUGGAAGCCUUCAAUGGGAGUUUAGAUGGUCGCGUAUUCAAAUCUGCAGACAUUGUAACUGUCGGUUCUGACGUUGAAAAUGCUGGCAGUUGGUGCUCAGCUGCCAAGUCGUUUGAAUGGACAGCGAAAGACAAAGCUAGAGUACAGGAACUGUAUGCGUGGAUGGAGGCCCAGCCGUGGCAUAGUCAUCCGCCCAGCAAUCACCCAGUGCAGCACAUGCUGGAAGAUAUCAAAGGGCCUGGGCUCAUUAAAGUCUAUUGCAAGAUUGUAGCUGUGCGGAAGUCUAGGGAUGGAGAAUGCCUAGUCGUCACUGUAUGCGACGGAACAGUUUGUCCAACACACGUGAAGAAGAUUCACAAUGCAGAAAGUAAGCCGGCGGCUGACAUUCUUAGUGAAGGAUCAUGUUUUGAGCGCGAUCAACUGGAGAUGGAUGUGGUUGUCACUGAUUUAACUGAUGAUUUCAAGCUGCUUAAGGCUGGAGAUUAUGUGUGUGUGGCUGGCUUACAAGUGAAAAGUGUUUCCUCGAAGAGCACAGAUGAUAGGCUCCUACUGACUCUGACAAUAAAUGCGAGCUCAGGUUCGCUCCAAACGUUUGAACGUCAACACUCCAUUGCGAAAAGGAUAGAAAGGAAAUUGUCUUCUCCAAAAGUAAUGGUGGAAGAAAAAUUAGAAAGACUUGAGACAAACAGGAACGUAAUUUCGUUGCAAGACAUUACCGAUUCUCUUAACCAGUUGCAUUCGUCCGGUGCCAGUCCAGUCCUGGAUCGAGUAAUUUCACCAGGGGAAAAAAGAAACGUUGAAAAUGUGUUGGAAGAUCAAGUUGAAUGUCCUAACAAAAAGUCAAAGUCCCUAACUGAUGAUGAUAAAAGAGGAAAUUCUGAAACAUCUGUUAGAUUCUCAAGCAUGAGAAAAAAUGUGGAGAAUUUAAACACAGAAUCACCACCCACUAUUUCUUCAUGUACAACGAAUGAUGAUUUGUUAGAUGUAUCAAAUCCAGUGAUACCAAAAGAUUCUCACAUUGUUAAAACAGCUCCAGUUCUUACUUUCUCCAUUGGUAACGGUGAUAAAGCAUUACAGUCCUUAAAAAGAAAAAUUAUUGAAAAUUCUUUGAGAAAAAACCGAAUGACAAGCCCAAGUAAAAAUGCUGUACAACAAAAACCAGUAAGCAAGUCUAUGUCAGUUCAGGAAGCAUUGGAUUGUGACAACCAGCCUGAUGAAGUAGGCUGCAGUCAUACAUCUCGUAAGAAUAUCACUUCACCUACAAAAAACAUUGGAACUGAACAUUGUGGUUUGAUUAAUGACGCACUGGAAAAGGAACUCGGAAAAAUAUUUGAAGAUUGUAGUGAGAUGUCUGUACCUGAAGGUGGAAAUGAUAAACAACGUGAUAUUCGGUCGCCAGAGGGAAUUGGCACAAAUCUGUCACCACCAUCACACAAUGAUAUCCUUCCCAGUUCUGGUUUUACAUCUUCAGCAGGACCUUACUCUCAGUUCAUCUCUAAGUUAACAAGAGGCGUACAUGUUACAAGUACUCAGAUUACACAGUCUUGUGACAGAGUGAAUAAUGUUGUACAGCCUGAAGACUUACAGGAAAACAAUGUUGAAGAAAGGGAAGAGCGAGAUGAUAUUUCUCAAGGGAAAGGAAGCCAGGGAAAGUCUAACUCAAAGUUGAUUAAUCAUUGUACUGAAAUACAGCAUCCUAUUGGUGCAAAGUGUGUUUGCCUUGCUGGUACUUCAGCUGUAGGGUUACAACAACCUGAAAUGGAUAACUGCCCACAAAGCAUACCAGGUUCUCAGCAUCUGUAUGCUACAUACGACAGCCACCCUCAUUACUGCGCCAACCUUUUUAAUACGGGAGUCAAAACCAAUCUUGCUGGUGCUGUGGAUGUCGGUUCAACUCCCUUGUGUCAGAAAAGUAACUCCGUUCAAGCUGUAGUGAGCGACUGCAGAGAACCUGAUGUGUUACAAGAAGUUCAGUCAAACAUCAUUAAUCCGGAAAAUCAGUGCCAUGUAUCUGAGGGAAACAUUGAUGAGCAUGUAAAUAUUGCUGGCACUAGUAAGUCCCAAGUUCAUGAUAAAACUGAGCAUUGUGAAAUGACUGUACAAGAAAAAAUUGUUGGGCAUUCUUCACAUAAAUCUCCAAAGAAAGUACCUACCAGUACGCCCCCUCAAAUGGGUAAUAUUUUAAGUGAAGCUAGUUCACACCAGAGAGAACCGUCAGCGGGAAAAUCACCUUUGCAACCAAGCAAAGCCAUAGAUCAGGCUAGGAAUUUCAGAACAUCUGGUGUCCAUGGAUCGCCGAAGAACGUGAAUCCGAUCGAGGAUUCGGUAAUACCGUGUUCCCAAGACCGACAUCAGUCCGUUCAUUUGCAGCGUGAAACUACAGCACAUGGUUCGAACUCGCUGACUUCUGGGUCGAGUAUACAGUGUAACCAGGAACAUCGGAGGCAUGCUGAUUGUGGAACUAAGCAUUGUGAGUCCUCACGACCCUCGCACACUACUUCCUGUGCAGUUCAAGACCUCGAGAGCAGAUUGUGUUGUAAUUCCUCGGAGAGCUUUGAAAAUUGCCGGAAGAUUGGAGGAAAGGUUGAUACAAGUAAAUCUAGACUUUGCACGGGUGUCCAGUGCCGUGAGGAUAAAAAAGCUGACUGUUUUACUGAUGCUAGAUGUUCUCUCUGCAAGGGUAUUUCACCUUUGGUUCAGUCUGUUGUCAUCUGUGGUUGGGUUGUAGAUAUUGAGCCGUCUCGAACAGGAGAUUUGGUGUGUGGAUACUGCCUAAACUGCAACAGAAUCAAAAGACUUUCGCAGCUGAAGAGAGUGUGUGUCAAAAAAGGGGGCAGGUCUCUGUGCGCAUUGCCACAGUAAAGGUCAUGAUUGUGAGUUAACACCGAUGUAUUUCUUCACCCUGAAGGUGGCCAUCAAGUCUGGCAGUUUAGUCAACAUACUGGUCGGUCACACACCUGCCAGCAAUCUUUUCGAGUUCACACUCGAAGAUUAUUUAUCUGAUGAUGGAGUAAAACAAUUGGCAAGAGAGUACUUGAAUACAAUAAUCGUGAAAAAUAAAAAACGGAAGACUGCUAAAAACAGACUGGAGUGCACAGCCCUGUUUGACCAUGAAGACAAUCUAUACAUUUUGAAAAAAGUUCCUGCAUUUACCAGUUACUUUUAUGGAGUUUUUGUGUGAAGGAUUUAUUGAUUAAGGAGUCGUACACACUUCUAUACAAAAUAAGAAAUUAAUCUCUCUGUGACAUUACACAAAUUCUCAUAGCACAAGUGACAAUUUUUUUUUUGUUGAUAUGAAGAUAUGAUUGGUAAUCAUUGAUUUGUUAUUUUUGUAAUUGUUAAGAGCCCAGCGGCUGUAAGAUGACAAGAUUUUAUAAUGUAUUUAUAUCGUUCUUAGGCAACAGCCAGUAAGUAUUGGUUAUAAUCAAAAUCAUGUGAACCAUCUAUACAAGAAUGCAAAUGUAAACAAAUAUUUGGUAUUUUUUAUAAAUCAUUGGAUUAUGUAAAUAAAAACUUUUAUUUUUAA